This is a messenger RNA of Ectocarpus sp. CCAP 1310/34, 3252 nucleotides long. The record is from the annotation of a GenBank genome assembly. NCBI's taxonomy places the organism in Eukaryota, Phaeophyceae, Ectocarpales, Ectocarpaceae.
AUGCUCGGAGUUGUCAUCGGCAGUGGGCGGUGCAAAAUGACGCUUUCUCCCGAAAGCAAAAGAUCCUUUUCGGAAGAACAAGAUCCUGUCGUUACCAUAUCCAAGAAACCAGUACAAGCACAGGUCGUCGAUGAGGCGGCCGCGCUGGCGGCGACUGGAGAUCACCGUCUCGGGGGCAUUCGACAGUUGAUCAUAAGAGGAAUGAGGCUGACCAGUUUUGAACCUUCGUGUGCGGCAAGGCUUCGAAGCCUUACGGUGCUAUCUCUGUCCAACAACUCCCUGCGGGACCUGGAGAGCUUCCGGCCGCUGGUCAACCUGGUGGAAGUAAACGUCAACUUCAACGCCAUUACCUCGCUCCGCGGCUUGGUUUGCCCUAACUUGCGGAGGCUCUACCUCAGCAACAACUUUAUCGCCAGCACCGAGAGGCUCACGGUCUCCUACCCGAAACUACGGACCCUUUGCCUGUUCAAGAACAUGCUGCCGAACCUUGCGUCCGCCCUUGAGCCACUUCGGAGGCUUUCAGACCUGAGGGAGCUCGACCUCGACGGAAACCCUUGCUCGCGUAGCCGAGGCUACAAGCACCGCGUCAUCCGCUGCUGCCCUCGCCUGCGGGAGCUCGACGGGGAAGAGCUGGGCCAGCUCGAUCGUGACUUAUCUGAUCUGUUUUUUGAGGAGCAGCGGAACAAAGUGAUGUGGGACCGAAUGGGAGGUGUAGACGACGACAGAGAGGGAUCCAGCCGUCGCCACCGCCCCGCUACAGCCCCGGCGACAGCUGUGUCGAGGAGAUGGGCGCAAAGAAAGGGAAAUCACCCCAGCGGAGCAGCCAGGGAGAACUCGAAGCUGCUAGAAGAGGACGCCGAGGAUUUGGGAGCAGCAUUGCAAGGCUCCCCGAAGCUUGGGGAGCUGAUGGAUUUCGCUUGCCUACCUCCAGGAAAAACUCAGCUGCUCAGAUCCGACAGACUCAACAACGACCCACAGGCACGAUCGUACCCUCUCUUUGUGGCAAAGCAUCCCGCAGACCGUCGGCAAGCAUAUGGGGGCUCACGAGUCUUGCUCCGCUGCGCACUUGAUCGGAACUUCGGAGUGCUCGCUGACCCCUGUGGGUCGCCUCGGGACGCUGUCGAGUCCCUCCGGCGGAAGGCCCUCGCCCGCUCGACGGAGACAAGACGGCGUGCGACCACCGUAGCAGAACAGCCUCUCGGAGAAGCAGAAGAGGGGGGAACCAGGGAGGGGGCAAAGGUGCCAGAGGAGGAAAAGGGUUUCGAGGAAAGGGGCAGAGAGGGAGAGGGCGAGGGAGAGGGCGAGGGAGAGGGAGAGGGAGCGGGAGAGGGGGAGGGAGAGGGAGAGGGAGAGGGAGAAACGGUGGUUGGGGCAGUGAAGGGCGACAGUGCCAGAAAUGGACCCACUAGCAGGGCAAGAAGGUCUCCGCCGGACGCGAGGAGAGUACACAGCAGCGAAGUGCCAACCAAAGAAGAUGCGCUACCCACACGGAAUCUGCAGCCGCAAGACGAGCCGCCGCCGUCUCUACCCUUGCCCCCUCCCCCUCUACCUCCUGCGACCGGCCUGGAUCCUUCGGACCCAUACACAACGAUAAGGUGCUGCUUGCUUUGCGGAUGCGAGGUNCUCGUGGAAAUCCUUCAGCUCGAACUCGCUCGCGACGACAACAACACCGAAGACCGCCGGUACCAGGAGGGAGCCGUUCUUUGCGGAGACCUCCGAAAAAGAAGCGGCGACUACGCCGACGGCGACACCACGACUACUACCACCGACCACGCGAAGGGCGAGAACGCCUUCUUCUCAGACAAACGGCCUGGAAACCCUCGCACCCGCGACAGCACGGUGAUUUGCGACGGCGGCGGCGGCGGUGGUGGCGGUUUCCCGUUCUUGGGCGCGACGAGUCGGGAAGAACUUAGGCGGUUACGCCUCGAGAACCGAAACAUGUACCUGCUUCUCGUGGAAAACCGGGAGCUGAAGACGCAAAUCCAAGUGGAGGCCGCCAACGCCGAGCUUGUCCAGAGGGAAUUGAGAGACAAGCUGGGUAGGGUCGAGGGGAAGCUGGACGAAGUUACCGGGGAGCUCGAGGCGGCAAGAGGGAGGCUGUUGCUGCUUCCGCAGCCGGCAGUGGCGACGGCUAUGGAAGAGGCGACAAUUUCGAGAGGGAGCGAUAGCAACACCAUCCCGACUUCGGAGUUGUCUUCUUGCCCGACGAUAGCGACGACGGACUCGGCCUUCGGCACCGACGUUUCAGUCGGCGAUGGUGGUGGGGGUAGCGAUGGUACUGGUCGGGGGGGUGGAUGCAGUCACAACAGUGGGGGUACCGAUAGGAGCCGAGUGACCCCGUUGGACUGGAGAAGGAGGCCUGAAAAGGCGGUAUGCCCGACGAUGCCGUCCGAGGACGACCUCGGUCAGAAACAUGUCACUGCUACCAAUGGGAUGGUGACGACGACGAAGGGGAUGGAGCGACGCGCGGCACAACAAGGUUCCCUCGAAGAACAGCGUCACGACUCCAGCGAUGACGCUACGAACAGCGAUGGUGAUGGCGGCGACGAAGAGUUGGAAGAGCUAUUCCGAAGGAACGAAAGGACCAUGCAAGAGAUUCGCUGCGACCUGAAACUGCUACAAUCUGACAAUGAGAUUGAGCUCGAAGAUAACAACACCAACAACCGCAGCAACGCCAACAACGAUGACGGCGACUACGGCGACAACAGACAGCAACCAAAAAGCCACGGGGAACAACAACCGCGAAAGGCUGGGGGGGAUUCGGCGGAGACCGGCGUUGGGGACCGAUUUCCACCUCUGAAAAUGCCUCCACAGGCGCUUUUUCGGGGCGGAGACAACAGCCAACGUCGGACAGGGGGCAUUCAAAUUCCAGAACCAAAGCUACAACCUCCCCAAGGUAAAGUCUGGGAGAGAGACAGGAGCUACCACCCAUGUUUAGAGCCCCCGUCCGUUUCCGAGCUUUUGCUGCAGCUCCGGCACGACGACAACGUACGUUCUUCUCCUGCGGUGCGGUGUGGCGAGGACGGCAAUAGGAAGGAGGGGGACGUCGGCAACAAAGCUGCUACCAAUAGCCCCCCCCAUAGAGGACGGUACGCGCUAGGCGCAAGCAGCACAGAGGGAUCGGACGUGGGAGAUUCAACGAGGGGGAGGGGGGGCGGCGGCGGCGAGGGGGGGGGCGUUGGUUACGCCGAUACGAAGGGCGGGUUAGUCACUCUGGUUUCCUCGAAUGCCAGGGCGUUGCUCAUGUCAUAG